This is a messenger RNA of Tribolium castaneum (red flour beetle), 1430 nucleotides long. RefSeq names its product gustatory receptor for sugar taste 64f. The coding region runs from base 136 to 1398 and encodes 420 amino acids. The record is from RefSeq and is a predicted model, not a curated record. Lineage: Eukaryota; Metazoa; Arthropoda; Insecta; Coleoptera; Tenebrionidae. Gene Ontology annotation, biological process: detection of chemical stimulus involved in sensory perception of taste; sensory perception of chemical stimulus. Gene Ontology annotation, molecular function: taste receptor activity. Gene Ontology annotation, cellular component: membrane. The transcript has 7 exons.
GGUGGAUAGUAACGAUAUUAAAAAUAAUUUUUCGCUUUUGGCCGAUAUUGCGAUAACAUUAGUCAACAAACAAAUCCAGGGAAAAAGCCCACAAUCAUGUAAUUUCUCCCAGUUGAGCUUCCACUUUGUGUAAAAAUGCGUUUAAUAAGAAAGAUGAAAUCAGAUUUAGUUCUCACUAUCGAAGCUUCAGAUGCUGUUUUAGCGUAUCCUCAACCCAGCUUCCACCAAACAUUCUCGUUUGUUGUAAUUUUCGGCCAGUUUUUCGGCAUUAUGCCUCUGCAUGGAGUCAGCAGAAAAAACGUGCAAGAAAUCCGACUGGAGUGGAAAUCAUUUCGAUUUGUUUAUGCCGUCUACAAUAUCUUUGGCGCUUUUGUUAUGGGACUUUUCUGUAUUUUGAAAUUUGCGUUGGAUGGGCUGAUGUUAGACAAGACAGCGACGAUGUCCUUUUACGUCCUCAAUUUUUUUGGAAGCAUCCAAUUUAUCAUAAUUAGCAAACAUUGGGUGACCAUUAUGAAGGAAUGGUCUUUUAUGGAAAUGUCUAUGAGAAAUUACGGUUCUUCGAUUAAUAUGAAGAAAAGAUUUGUUGUUAUGACUUCAGUGAUUAUGACAUUAGCUUUAGUGGAACACCUUUUAUUUAUUGCAAACGCCUUUAUAACAAGUCAAAGUUGCGAAAAUGCUACUUUGUAUAGUGGAGACGAAAUGUAUUUCCGUGUGGCGUUUCCUUCAGUUUUCACGCUUAUUGAUUAUUCUCUUUGGAAAGCAUGUUUUGUUGAAAUUGCUAACAUUUUAUCAACUGCAACUUGGAAUUACACUGAUUUAUUUAUUAUUUUAAUAAGUUGCUCACUCGCCUCACGUUUUGCUCAAAUCAAUCACCGUCUCAAGAAUAAUAAACUGUUGCACGAAAAAUUCUGGAGAGAAAUUAGAGAAGAUUAUAACAAACUCGCACAUUUGACGGCAGUUGUUGACAGAAAUAUCGCUGCUUUAGUCGUAAUUUCGUUUGUUAGCAAUGCAUUUUUUAUAUGCGUCCAGCUUUACAACAGCCUAAAAAUUCGUGUCGGUACCGUCGAAACAGUUUACUAUUUUUUCUCUUUUGGAUUUCUGGUAGCUAGAACAAUCGCUGUUACACUUUACGGAGCUUGGAUUAACGACGAAAGCAGAAAACCACUCGAAAUUCUUCAUUCGGUUCCUUCGGAACAUUAUUGUGAAGAGAUUAGUCGUUUUAUUCAACAAAUUAAUUCCAGUCCUGUGGGAAUAACAGGCUCAAAAUUUUUCAUACUAACCAGAAAUUUUCUUUUAAAGAUGGCCUCAACGAUUGUAACUUUUGAACUAAUGUUCCUCCAGUUUGGACCAUUAAUAAAUACCAACAUCAACCACAGAUCCACAGAUUGUUUUAUGUGAAUUAUUGUAUCAAUUUUUGGAAGAUAAUAAAU